GUAUGCCAGUUGUAGCGGCCGGAAGGGGAGACGGCAGGGGAGAGGUAGAAAUGACGCAGCAGUGAUGCUACGGGAAUUCUCGAUAACGCUUCUUGUGUUAGUCUACUUCUCAGUUUUCGUAACGGCUAGCGAUUGACGCUGCCAUAUUUCUUUAAAUUUCAUUUAAAGUAGCUACAAUUAAUUUAUUCGUGUGGAAAAGAGUUAGUGAUCUGUGCAAUUAACUUUAUAUGCGUCGUUCAAUUUUAUGUGAACAGUGUGAUUUAAAAAUGUAUAAAAGUUGUAUAUACUUAAAAAUUGAGCUUUAAAAGGGUUAUUUAUUUUUGGUAUGUGAACACUGUGAUUUGAAAAGUCAAAAGGGCUUACAGACUUGUGAGUUAGACUUUAUAAGUGUAAUUUAUAUUCGAUAAGAGUUUUUUUUCUAUCUAUUCUUUCAUUUCAUUCAGCUGGAAAUCGUGAUUUAACACCGUGCCUAAAAAUAAUAUUUAAAAAAAAAAGCAGAAGCAGAUAAUAGGUAUAAACUUGGGAAUAAACCACCAAAAGAGGCGCCAAAAAGUGCCGGUGAACGUAUGCUAGAGUACAGGGCGCGGAAAGGGGCAAUCUCCCCCCCCCCCCCAUUUUUUGUUUUUUUUUGAGAUCAUGGCUGCAUCCUUACUAUUCUCAAUUAUUAUCUCUUUUUCAUUUAAAAAAAAAUACUAAUAAUUUAUCUCUUAUCUAUACCUAACAAGCAAGAAGUUUCACUUCUAUCGAUAUAUAUAUAUAUAUAUUCCUACAAAGCGUUUGUUAAAUUCCAUUUAUUGAAUAUUUUUUUUGUAGUGUAGUCUUAUUGUGGUUCGCGAACAGACGCCGUCGCGUCCUUGGCGGGGAGGUGGGGGGUGGGAAGGUGGUAAGGGGGGGGGGGGUAGGUGGGUUUGUCCCAAGGCUCUAACGAGGCGACGGGCGAUGGAGGUGCGUCACCGCAAUUAAGGCCACGUCGUCGACAGCGAAGACACAGGGUGCUCUCAGGGUCUCCAGCAUCGCGACGAGUAGCGGUCACUGCGACAAAUGCGGUCGGCAGACAUGGCGUGACCCCCAGCUCCGAUGCAGCUGGCGAGGGGCUGGCUCCUGAAGGCCAGCGUGGCCUUGAACGUGGUCGUGGUGGUCCUGUGGCUGUCGCGCGGGCACCGCAGGGACGACGACUUCGGCGACGGAGUCGAGGAGGAGGAGGAGGCGACCCGGCGGAGGUCGCGCCGGCUGAAGGAGCUGGUCGAAUGCUUCGACGCGCCGGCGGGGUUCAAGGUCGCGCAGCGCGGCGCCUACUGGGUGCUGCUCAACUACGUGCCGGCGGCCAGGAGGAGGCUGCGCUGCCACGAGGGGGUCACCUUCACCACGCACUGCGACCACACGUACCUGGGCAACCUGGCGGCGCUGGUGGACCGCUGGCGCGCGCCCGUCUCCCUGGCGCUGUACGCCCCCGGGGACGACUUCCCGGCCGCCUGCGACGCCGUCGUGUACGCCAGGUCGUGCCUGUCACCGCUCGUCGCGGAGUUCGUGACCUUCCACGUGUUCUUCGACUCGGGCCAGCUGCCUGGGGCGGUGCCCUCCCCGGAGGACAUGCUCUCCAGGGCGGCCAACUGCUCGGCUCCGGCGCCGUGGGAGGAGACUGCCGAGACGCACCGCCGGCGCGGGGAGAUCCCCUACCCGGUGAAUGUGGCGCGCAACGUGGCGCGCGAGGCCUCGAGCACGCACUUCGUGCUGGCGGCCGACGUGGAGCUCUACCCCAGCCCGGGGCUCGCCGACGGCUUCCUGGACCUGGUGCUGCGGCGCGGGGGUCAUUCGUCUUCGCCGUCCGGCCCCGAGGUGUUCCCGCUGGCCCUGUUCGAGCUGCAGGAGGGCGCCGCGCUCCCCGGGUCCAAGACGGAGCUGCUGGCCAUGCUGAGCAACGGCAGCGCGGCGCCGUUCCACGAGAAGCUGUGCCACGACUGCCACAACCUGCCCAACGCCCGCCGCUGGCGGGGGACUCCCGAGGAACCGCGUACGCGCGUGCUAAACGUCGGCCGGCGCACAGACCGCUACCGGCACUGGGAGCCCGUGUUCCUGGGCACGCGCGACGACCCGCUGUACGACGAGCGCCUCACCUGGGAGGGAAUGAGGGACAAGAUGACCCAGGGUUACAUAAUGUGCGUGAAGAGAUACCGGUUCCUGAUCCUCAACAACCCAUUCCUGGUGCACACGCCGGGCAUCAAGCGGAAGGUGGUCGACGCCCGGCGCAGUGAGGCGAUCGAGCACACCAACGCGCUCAUCGACAACGUCAUCCUCCCGGAGCUCAAGCUUCUGUUCGGCUCCGACGCCAAGUGCAGCGUGUGACACGAGGGCCGACCCCGUGGGACACUCUAGGGGAAGCGUUCGUUUCACAGACGAGAGAGCCACACCCGAAGUUACCCGAAAGUUCAUGCUCGCUUUUUUUUUUCCCCCGUACCACAACAGGUGUAUUUAUUUGGGGGAAAACAGUUUACAUGAUUUCACAGUAUCUUUAAUGUAGCUAUCCUAACCUAAUCAACCGUCCCCAAUGUUUUAAAGUAGUAUUUAUAACGUAGCUAACCUAACCUAAUUGACCAUUAGUUAUCAUGAGUUGUAUAUUUAUUUACAAUGACCCCCAAAAAAAAAACCCGAAGAUGCACGAUCGGGCGUUUGGCUCUCUCGUCUGUGAAAAGAAGACUUCCCACACUCUAGAGCGGAGCUGGCAAGUUUACCUUUUCCGAGGACGCGAUACCAUUUCCUUGGAACCAGGAAUGCGACAAUCGAAAUCCUCAAAUACCUUCAAAUCUCUACUAUUCAAAGGAUUCGACAUUCAAAGAAAAAUAUCCGACUGAAUUAAAGUAAAUUGAGAAAUACAACAACUGAUAACCUCUGAAGUUCACAAGGUCAAUUUUUUUUUUGUAUUUGGGCCAAUCCAAUCCUUAGUAUUCUAAAAAUUCUAUAUUAAAAAAAAAAUAUCUGACUGAAUUAAAUUAAUUAAGAAAUUCAACACUCAUAACUUCUGAAGUUCACAAGGUCAAUUUGUUUCUUCAUGCCUAUUCAUUGUAAUGUUAACAUGUAAUUAUGUAAGUAAAAUUACGGUAUGUAUUGAUUCUGAAAACUUAGUUUGUGAAACAACCAUUUCCAGGAUAGAAUGUUUCAACACCAAAGAUAAUAAGAGGUACUUUCUGAGAUUCGGUUUCGAGAAAAUUGGUCAUCACUAUUCGAAACUAAUCAGAAGGCCAGACAGUAAUAAUUAAAUACUACAUAUUUUACACUAAAA
Messenger RNA from Bacillus rossius redtenbacheri, 3277 nucleotides. RefSeq names its product beta-1,4-glucuronyltransferase 1-like. The transcript is spliced from 5 exons. Lineage: Eukaryota; Metazoa; Arthropoda; Insecta; Phasmatodea; Bacillidae. The record is from RefSeq and is a predicted model, not a curated record. The coding region runs from base 1078 to 2343 and encodes 421 amino acids.